Molecule: messenger RNA, 1741 nt
Organism: Truncatella angustata
Lineage: Eukaryota; Fungi; Ascomycota; Sordariomycetes; Amphisphaeriales; Sporocadaceae
Product: glycosyl hydrolase
Exons: 5
Coding region: 187-1629 (480 amino acids)
Biological process (GO): carbohydrate metabolic process
Molecular function (GO): hydrolase activity, hydrolyzing O-glycosyl compounds
Source: RefSeq, a predicted model, not a curated record
AUUCCUGGAUGGAACCCCGAUCCCUCAGUUUUGCGCGUUGGCGACACAUACUACGUGGCGGUAUCUUCCUUUCUGAGUUACCCCCAAAUCCCGAUUUAUUCGUCCAGAGACUUGGCGAACUGGACAUUGGUAUCUCACGCUAUCAUUGACCCGUCUUACGUGCCAAUUCGGGGCGUAGCCACAUCCAUGGGGAUCUGGGCGCCAUCGCUUUCGUAUGUAAACAGCACUUUCUACAUCACAUCGAUGGCAAUGGAAGGCAACUCCAGCCCCCUGACGUACCCGCGCGUGUUCUGGGUCUCUUCACCUGAUAUCAUGGCAUGGUCUGCGCCUACCUGGGGCGAACCAUUUGGGAUCGAUCCGCAUCUUUUCUCGGAUCCAGUGUCUGGAAAGGACUAUUUGACUCUCAUGUCUCUCAACAAUGACUAUGAUCGGUUAUGGGGUAUCGGUCAAUGCGAGGUCGACCUGCAGACGGGCAAAUGCUUGGGUCCGUUUCGCAACAUCUGGAAUGGUACCCUGGAUGUCACGACAUCCACGCGUCCGGAGGGUCCCAAAAUUUUCUACAAGGAGCCCCACUACUAUCUUCUCAUCGCAGAGGGCGGGACGGGCAUCACGCAUCGUGCAUCGAUCGCGCGGUCGGACAAGCCCAUUGGGCCAUGGACAGCGUCGCCCUCAAACCCUCUCAUCUUCAAUGGAGCCAACACAAAUCUGACCAUUGGGGCGACUGGACAUGCAACAAUGGCCGACACGCCCGAUGGCAGAUGGUUCGCGACCUUGUUAGCCUACCGAUAUAUUGGAACAAACAGAUGGGCUAUAGGUCGCGAGACCUUCUUCUCCCCUGUAACUUGGGAGGACGGCUGGCCAACCAUGAACGAGGGAGAAAAGCUACUGCUGAGUCAAAGGUUUGAUUAUGGCCCAGAUCAAGAACGGCCACCACCGCCGCACGAAGACCAUUUCGAGGAGGAUGUGUUGGAUAUCAGUUGGUAUCAGCUCCGGUCACCUUAUACGCAGAAUUAUCGGAUGAGAUCCGCCUCGGCCGAGGAGUCAUUCUCCUUCGUAGCGAACAGUACUUCAGGUCUAGUCCUACUACCAAAUGCAUAUACUCUAAGCGAUCGCGAUACCCCCGCAGCUGUUCUACGAAAGCAAAAGUCCCUGAACAUGACAUUCACGGCGACGCUGCUGCCAAUUGUCGAGGGUUUGGGACCGUAUCAAUCUGUGGGAGUCACAGCGUAUGUGAGCGAAUUGAACCACCACGAUAUUGGGGUGAGAGGUUGUGCGAAUAGUACUGGCCUGUGCGUCUUCGUAGACUCGACGGUCGGCUCUGCUGGUCCAGGUACAAGGCCUGUGACUAUUGAAAGUGCUUUGAAUGUGUCAUCAAUUCCUACUGGACUUGACCUGGUCAUUUCCCCGAACCUCUUGACAUACAGCCUUGGAUACAGCAACGGCAAUGGGGCCGUAUUAUGGCUUAAAAGCUUUCCGUCCACCAAUCUACCACCAGGCUUCGACGGCGCCAUGUUCGGACUAUUUGCCAGUGGGAACGGUUUCCCAUGGCCCUUUGAUGCGCCGGAGGUGGGAUUCAGUAAAAUCCGCGAGGAGUAUUAUGCGGAUGAUCUGCCUGACUAUAUACAAUGAUUUUCUGAGUCGUCUCCCAUGUCGGCAUUUAUGUUAUAUUUCCUUGCUGGCUCCCGUUGCAGUGUCCUCACCUGGGACACCGAAGGCACCAGAGCUUUUCUGGCUAUUCGAG